AGGGUGUGGUGUGCGCAUGCGCGGUGGGUGCAUGGCGCCGGCGAAGCUGAGGGUGGUUGUUGCGAGAGUCGUGGUGGGCCAGGCCGGGCUGGGCGCUCCCGGGAGGCCUGUGGGGGCGGCUCGCCGCCCGAGCAGCCCCGGAGCCUGGGAGGGCCGGGCCGCCAUCGCAGGCAGCGCUGCCAGCAAGGAGCGGCGUGACUGAGCCAGAUGGGAAAAAAAGAGUUCAUGGUUGCUGGUCCACAUAAUAGCGGAGGCUGAGUAGGUGUGAAGGAGAGUAUAUGGUGUAAGUGAGAAGUAUCAAACCCCCUGCACAAGGUUUUGUUCUAUUAAAAGGGGAAAAAAAAAAAAGGAAGAAGACAUGAAUCCUGCAAAUAGCAAUCAAGUGUUUGGGACCAUUUUUGACUGGGACUAUCUCUUAUGGGAAGUUCGUUUGACAUUUAUAGCUGCUGGUUUUUUAAUCUACCUGGGAGUGUUUCUUCUGUCUCACUGGUUGUCUUCCCGGAUGAGUACCACUUAUCGUGCCUUGUAUGCAAAGGAGAAGGUGUUUUGGAAUAUGGCAGUCACACGUGGUGCAUUUGGACUUCAGAGCUGUGUUGCUGGGUUAUGGGCUUUGCUCAUAGAUCCCGUUUUUCAUGCUGACAAGGUGUAUUCACAGCAAAAGUGGAGCUGGUUUAACUGUUUAAUAGCUGCUGGAUUUUUCUUGCUUGAAAAUGUAGCUGUUCAUGUGUCCAACAUCGUUUUUAGAACAUUUGAUGUGUUCCUGGUGGUUCAUCACUUACUUGCUUUUGGUGGCUUGGCUGGUCUAGUAAUCAAUGUAAAAUCUGGACAUUACCUACCUUUGAUGGGAAUGUUGCUGGAGAUGAGUACUCCCGCAACCUGCAUUUCCUGGAUGCUUCUAAAGGCUGGCUGUGCAAAUACCUUUUUUUGGAAGGCAAAUCAGUGGGUAAUGAUCCACCUGUUUCACUGCCGCAUGAUUCUCACUUACCACAUGUGGUGGGUGUGUAUUUUCAACUGGAAUUCUGUGGUAGAAAAUCUGGGACUUCUCCAUUUUAUUGUUUUAUUCUCUGGAUUAUUUGCUGUCACAUUAAUACUUAACCCAUACUGGACAUACAAAAAAACUCAGCAGCUCCUCAGCCCAACUGACUGGAACUUUGAAAAUAAAGCUACGGAAAAUGGAAAGUUAAAUGGUGAAACAUCUCAAAAGAAGAGGAUGUAACACCAGAACAUCUGUUUCCUAGUAUGAUUUUGGACUACAGCAGAAGAAUACACUGCAAACUAAUUGGCCCAUGAAAUUGAAGCUUUUGCAAGAAGCUCAGACAUUCCUUGCUGUUAGUAUUCAGUAUGCAUCAGAAGUAUUUGAAAAUGUUGUCUGUAUUUCAUACAUACAUAUACAUGAAUCUUCAGCAUCUUAACAAAGAACUAUGCCAGCGGUUUUGUCUGUACUUAGACAGUAUUUCAUGGUUUAGCAGUGACGUUCUAUAAUGGUAUCCUUUGUCCUAAUGCUUCAGCGUGGCUUUAUAGCUAAUCUGUCCACUAAUCUUAGCUUGAAUUGAAUUUAGCUUUAUUCUCAUUUCACGUAUGUUGGAGGUACUACUAGCGAAAAUUAUGUUUACGAGAUGAAGAUCAAUUCUCACCCCAAAUAGGUAUGGUGUGGAUACCCGUGUGCCGUUAAAUAUUUCUCACUGGAUGAAUUGGUCAAGUGGCAGAAUGCAGUCAUGGCUGAGUUUGUGGGUCUUUCCUUAAGUGCACUUGAUGAAAAGGAAGAGACAGUUAAAUGUUUGCUGUCAAAAGGAAUUGUAGUUCCCAGGUUGCCUUCAGUGUGAGACUUCACAGCAAACAUGCAUGUGGUGAGGAGUGGGAACACCUGUUCAUUGUGCUGGUGGUUAUGAUAGGUAAUCAUGGUGGUCCUUUCUGGUCUUGAAAUCUAUGAAAGACAAGAGUCAGUGACUGUUUAAUCCUUGAAAAGUUUGUUGGCUGAUUGGUAGGAUUAUCUUCUUGGUAAGUCACAAAUGAAUAAACGUGCAGUUAGUUCCACUAGUGCUCCUCUUAUUUUUGGAAAAUCUAUUAGCUAUAGGGAGUUUUAGAAUAGGAGGUGACUCAGAAUCAUAGAAUGGCCUGGGUUGAAAAGGACCACAAUCAUCAUCAAGUUUCAACCCCCAUGCUAGGUGCAGGGUCACCAAGCACUCAACCAGGCUGCCCAGAGCCACAUCCAGCCUGGCCUUGCAUGCCUUCAGGGAUGGGGCGCUAAUCUUUGGAGAAAACCCUUUGUCACCUCUUUCAGAAGUUCUGUUAUUCCUGUAGUGUUUCUAUUCUACUUUGAAGAACACAGAAGGUGACGUUAUCAAUUCUUUGCACUUUAUCUACCAUGUUUUUAAGUUUUUAAUUGACCUCCGGAGCAGAGAGAGUUUUUUGGGUAGUGGUUUGGCAAGUUGUGGAGGUUGUUCUCCCACUUGUGAUCAUACUUGUUACUGGAUGCAGUUUUGGACAGCAGAUCUAUCGUAUAAGGAUCACGAUAGAAGAGAGUGACACCUAUUGGUAGGAGAGUGACAAAGAUUCUUAAUUACCGUUGAUGUACUAUUGAGAUAAAAAACAUGUCAUUUGAAACUUCAUCAUAUGCUGUGAUGACACAGAUUUAUUUACCAAAGUAAUACGACCAGACAAGCUGAAGCUGUGAAGAACUCUAGGUUGAGGCAUAAGUUCCCUAAUAUUCCCUAAUUCCCUAAUAAGAUCUUUUGCAUGCCUUGCUAUAUAUAUAAUGUAUAAUACCUAAGAGCACCUGUUAACCUCAAUGCUGCUAGAACAGGAGAUCUAUGCAAUAAUGCAAGUAAUAGCAUUCACCUUAUAUUCCUUUUCAUUUGAAGGGUGAGAGGGUUUUAUAGUCCAUAUAAACAUAUAACAGAACAUGAAAAUAGACAACGUUUCUUCAGUUCUGUUACACAGAGCCUCUAUUUUCUCCACUGCAGGUUCUAGUGUCUAAUUACUCUUACAAUGCUGCAUUCCCACCCAGAUAAAGACUAGCUACAGUUAGCUUAGAAGUUUUGUUAAUGUGAAACAAAUCCCAGACCUUUUGGGCCUCUUUUGUAAGGCCUCAUCUGCAAUCUAAUAUAGAAAGAAAUUUGCCAUUAACAUCAGUAGCGAUAGGGUCAGGUCACAGGUUGUGCUGCUGCCAUGAUUUGGAAAACUUUUGCAUAACAUUUUAGGGUGAUUUUGCUAGCCUAAGUGACUGUGCAAUACUUCGUCCUGCUUUCUUGUUGGGCAGGUGUAUUUGAGGAGUGCUGCUUGUGUCUCCUCACUGGUUGAAGGCUUUUUUUUGAAAAAGAUAUCUGGUUUGGGGUAUGGGUUUUUGUGCGUGCAUGUGUGUUUGUGCUGUUGUUCUUUUAAAAGGCAACGAAAUGUCUGACCUAAGGGUUGGACCCUAUCCAAAGCAUUUAGUUCUGUGUUCAUACAUUCCUAAGUCAGAGUUUGUUUCCCUCCAUUUGUGUCAUGUUUUUUCCAAAACCUGUCUAUGGUAUUUAUCCCUAUCUGCAGUACUGGUCACGAUCCAGCAGCAGUCACAAUACCCCAGCAGUGACCUUGGCUAACAGUUUCUAGCACGUACUGUUGAGCUCUCCUUUUGUUAAAUGCCCAUGUCCAGUUUUUUUCCCCGAUAGCACUGAUGAGCUAUUGAUGUUGUACGGUUACAAAAGACGCUUUUCUUAACCUCAGGGAAAUUCCACUUAAAGUGAAUUUAGAAGUAUUAAUGAAUUAAUAAAUUCAAGUCUGUUCCUCUUACGAUGUAAUAUUUGUUGGAUGCAUCUUUACACUGAGUGCGUGAAUAAAAGUAUUUUAUUGAGCAGUUGUAUACCAUGAGUUUCAUUAACUGAUUAAAGUAAUGCCUCUUUUUUGUUGUUGUUUUUAUGUGGUGCUUGUAGCUGAUUGUUUUUAUAAUGCAUAUAUUAAAAGAUGACUUAUUUUGAAAUAAUCUCCCAAACUGAGCAGGGGUGAUGUUGUAUCCAUGGAAGUAGCUCUGAAACCUUGUAAAUUAGUGUACCUUCAUCACCAUUUAACAUUAGCAAGUUCAGUUAUGUGAUUAAACAGUAGAAGCUGCACUACGUAUGUGAGUACAUACUAAAAAGUAUCACUUGAAAGGACACAUCUGGCUUGUGUAUUUGAAGUGUGAUCUCUUUUUGCGUUAGGCUGUGGCUAUGAAGACACUUCACUUGGUGUCAAGAGAUGCUUCAUGGCUUAGUAUGAGCCACCGUCUUUUUUUUUUUCUUUCAAGAAACUGUUCAGUUGCUAAACACCAAAAUAACAAUCACAAGCAUUGAAUGUGCCUGUCUUCAGCGGUGCUCUGCAGGACUUAUUUCCUGAUCCUUUUAGCAUUAGUGAGUUAGAGGAAAACAGUGUCGCUGCUGGCAUUUCAACUAUUCUGAUAAGAAUGCACUGUGCAAGCAACCGGCUGGCAUGAUUUUUGGUAGCUGUCUCUGGAGUCAAGUCUAUAAGAUUAAUUGAAGCAGAAGUAGAGAUGUUCAUGUGUAAAGCUCCACUGGCUGUGGAAUGUGUGUGGGUACAGACUGGGAACAGAACAAUACAUAACAGUACUUGUGUGAAUGAAGUCCUUUUUGUAAAUAAUCUGUAAAAAGAACUUCUUGCUGAUGUUUUGCUAUUCAGAUGUUUUCAAUUAAUAGAUAAAUGUAUUUUACUUUGUAGUUCUUGCCAUAAUCCCAGAAAUAAAUUAGCAUGCACUUACUUUGA
Messenger RNA from Gallus gallus (chicken), 4734 nucleotides. RefSeq names its product ceroid-lipofuscinosis, neuronal 8 (gene CLN8). Gene Ontology annotation, cellular component: membrane; endoplasmic reticulum. Gene Ontology annotation, biological process: lipid homeostasis. The coding region runs from base 359 to 1216 and encodes 285 amino acids. Lineage: Eukaryota; Metazoa; Chordata; Aves; Galliformes; Phasianidae. The record is from RefSeq and is marked validated. The transcript is spliced from 3 exons.